GUGCGUGAAUGAAACAGUAGAGGGGACAAUGAAGUAUUUCGUUGCUAUAAUAGUUGUUCUCUGUGCUGCUGACAAAGCGUCAUGCGUGCGACGGGCAGUGUGCGAGAAGAACAAACCACUCUGUCAGUUCUGGCUGGAGGUGGAACCAAAGUUGUCCAUGACAAAAGGGUUUAUGCGAGUGAUGCCUUACAACGGCGGUCUUUAUAGCUUCUCGGAUCCUUCCAAAACGCUUUUACCCAAAGACGAGGUCGCAGACAUAGUCACUAUAGAUGGUGUCUAUGCCCGUCUCGUCAUAAGCGUGAACAAGUCUUUCCCUGGUCCAGAGCUAGUUGUGUACGAGGGCCAAGAGGUCGAGGUAUUCGUUACCAACAAGAUGCACACGGACAGCAUCACCAUCCAUUUCCACGGCAUGCAUCAGAAGGGCACACCGUGGAUGGACGGCGUUGGCCUCGUCACACAGUGUCCAGUCCUUCCAGAGCAGACGUUCAAAUACAGAUUCACUGCAACACCAAAGGGUACCCAUUGGUACCAUGCCCACAUCGGCGAUCAGCGAAGCAUUGGGCUCUAUGGAGCGUUCAUCGUACGUCGGAGGAACGAGCCGUUACCUUUGGCAAACGAGCACAUAAUAGUUCUCCAGGACUGGAACCACGACAUGGACCCGGAGACUGCGUAUUUGAAAAUGCUGCAUGGGAUGUUCGACUGUGAGGAGAAUGCCAAGAAAUGUUCCAGAAUAAGUACAACAGAGUCUGUGGAAGGUGGCCAGUUUAGUCGAUUUGAGUUCCACUCUGGAUUGAUCAACGGGCAAGGCAGGUUUUAUUAUGACCCCACCAAGCCGCUGUUGAACAAUGGCGCACCACUCCAGGUGUUCACGGUGGACAAAGGUAAAACGUAUCGCUUCCGGGUGAUCAGCGCCGCCACGCUGUACCCGUUCAGACUGUACAUCGCCCAACAUAAUCUGACAGUUGUUGCCUCUGAUGGUCACGAGAUCGAGCCUCGUGUCGUACAAUCAAUCAUUCUUCAAACGGGCGAGAGGGUCGACUUUACAAUAACCCCGACACUGGCAGUGAAAAAGUACAUGAUAAUAGCAGAAAGCUUAGAAGUAAACAGAAAUCAUGUGGCAGAAGCUAUUUUGCGCUACAACAAUUCACCUGUUGGAGGAGUUCCAGUCUCAACUCUAGUAGCAUGCAACCCAUGUCUGGUAUUUAACUGUCCGUUUGUUAAUUACCCACCGAAUCGUAACAGAGAGUGUAUUUUGAUGGAGGAUGCCAGGUCUAACGAACAAAACGUAACUGGAGCAUCUAUUGAGGGAGAACCUGACAAGGAAUUCUUUCUGAACUUCGCUUUCCCAGGAGAGCCUGGCGAUACCCCGGGGUCUGUUAACGGACGUCAGUAUGCCUCGCCGUCUGUCGCGGCGCUCGUGCAGCCCAAGGAGGUGUUCACUGGUCCAGCCUGUGACAAGGUCGAGUGCGGCACACAGAAGAUCUGCACCUGUCACUACACCAUUGACCUAGACGACGGCGACCUCGUCCAGAUGGUCUUCUCCAACAUGGGCAACGGUCGGGGAUACGCUCACCCAGUUCACCUACACGGACACUCGUUCUACGUCCUCAAGAUGGGAUUUCCCGAUUACAAUCCAAACGGUACAAUAAUUGGUCCGGACAAUCAGGACAUAGAAUGUGGAGGCAGUUACUGCAAUAGUGCGGCCUGGAGAGAAAACAAGGAGCCGGCACUGAAUUUUGACAAACCCCCUCUCAAGGACACAAUCGUCGUGCCGUCAGGAGGGUACGUCGUCAUCCGAUUCAGGGCCGACAACCCAGGUUUGUGGUUUCUUCACUGCCACAUCGAUCUGCACAACACCAACGGCAUGGCGAUGCUUGUGAACGAGACUUUCAACAUGCAGCCAACAGCGCCCAAAUCAUUCCCUAGAUGUAGAAGCUACGUGGAUGACAUAGACCGUGAAUCGGCUUAUGUUUGUGGAUGCCCCAUGACAGGCUCAUGGACCUGGAUGGUGAUAUCACUGGGGAUUCUGUCCACCACCUGGAUUCUGUAGAAGGUGAAGCAACUCAAACAUUCCACAAAUCAGAACCUGUACGCCAUUCUGUUUAAUUCAUCGUGCUGUUUAAAUCUGUUGUGCUCACAAAGAACGUUUACAAAAUAUUAUAUAAUAAUUAUUGUUUAUAUAUACUUUAUAGUUUAAUACAAUUCACUCAAGUCAUUCUUUUUUAUAACAGUAAUUAGUUUGAUAAUUAUAUUCAUUAGAUAAUUCAUAAUACUUUAAAGAGACAGACCCUAAUUUUAAGCACUGCCAUUAGAUCCGUUUUUGAUAAUUGAAACCAGACAUGACAUUACUUAAAUGUUAAUGUUAGAUUAUUAAUUUCCGUACAUCCGAGUGUUUGUAGUCAUCAUGAUGUUUGUAAUACCGCAAAAUGCAUUUUCUGAGAAGUAAUGGUUAUAAAGACAAGCUCUAGUCUAUUUUGAAAAGGUAUUUCCCCGAUGCUACAUCAAAAAGUCUUGUUUCACUUUAAUGUAAGUUUACACAGACGUGCUACAUGUUUGUAGAUUAACCAAACUUAUUGUCGAUUUUCACAGGCUGAAACCAGGGUGUGCGACUUUAAGUAUACAUGCACAUAGUACUUAUUACGUGCACAUAUAUAUUUAUUAUAUACAUAGCAAUGAAAUAUGUAGAUCUACAGAAACCAUAAAAGUGAUAUCGGUGAAAAGUCAUAUUUUCACUGUAUUUUAGCUACAAUGAAAAUAUAGAAAUGGUAUUUACUUUUUUUUGUAAAAGUUCACGAUUAAAUUAUCUUCCUUUG
Gigantopelta aegis is the source of this 2813-nucleotide messenger RNA. Its product is annotated as laccase-1-like. The transcript has 3 exons. The record is from RefSeq and is a predicted model, not a curated record. Gene Ontology annotation, biological process: iron ion transport. Gene Ontology annotation, cellular component: plasma membrane. The coding region runs from base 29 to 2050 and encodes 673 amino acids. Lineage: Eukaryota; Metazoa; Mollusca; Gastropoda; Neomphalida; Peltospiridae. Gene Ontology annotation, molecular function: oxidoreductase activity; copper ion binding.